AUGUGCUCUCAGUGGCUGAUUGGUGACAGAGACAGCCAGUGCGGUGGAGCCUGUACGCGGCCGCAGGGAAAGCCAGUGUGCGGCUCGGAUGGACGGAGCUAUGACAACGGGUGCGAGCUGCAGAGAGCGCGUUGCAAAGACAAGAGCCUAACGCUGGCGCACCGAGGCCGCUGUCGAGAUGAGGGUCAGUCCAAGUGUCGUGUUGAGAGGAACCAGGCUUUGGAGCAAGCCCGAAGGCCUCAAGAGUCCAUGUUUGUUCCAGAAUGCAACGAGGACGGCUCGUUUGCGCAGGUGCAGUGUCACACUCUGACAGGCUACUGCUGGUGUGUCACCGCCGAUGGAAAGCCAGUGAGCGGCUCCUCGGUGCACAACAGGACUCCGGUGUGUUCAGGAAACUUCCAUGAGUUUUUGGGAACUUACGGCGGGACAAGCGCAUUGACAGGAUCAGCGACAGACCGACCGCCCGGACCGGCAAACUCUGGUCGAAAAGUCUCUUUCCGUUUCUUUCUCACCCUCAAUCCAGACGACGGUUCAAAGCCUACGCCCACCAUGGAGACCCUCGUCCCCCCCGAAGGCGAUGAGAUAACUGCCCCUACGCUGUGGAUCAAACAGUUGGUUUACAAAGAGAACAAACAGAACAGCUCCACAUCCAGGAAGCAAGAGAAAAUUCCCUCUUGCGACCAGGAGCGACAAAGCGCCCUGGACGAGGCUCGGCAAAACCCCCGCGAGGCAGUCUUCAUACCAGACUGCGGCCCCGGCGGCCUCUACAAGGCUGUUCAGUGUCACCAGUCCACCGGCUACUGUUGGUGCGUGCUGGUAGACACCGGACGACCCAUUCCAGGAACUUCCACCAGGUACCAGACACCAGAAUGUGACAACGCCGCACUCUCUCGCAGCUCCGACACCGAAGACCUGUUCCAGGGCCGAGACCUGACAGGCUGCCCUGAAGGGAAAAAAGUGGAAUUUAUUACGAGCUUGUUGGACGCCCUGACCACAGACAUGGUUCAAGCUAUUAACUCACCAGCCCCCUCUGGUGGAGGGAGGUUCGUAGAGCCCGACCCCACCCACACGCUGGAAGAGCGGGUGGUGCACUGGUACUUCGCCCAGUUGGAUGCCAAUGGCAGCCGAGAUGUUGGCAAAAAGGAGCUGAAACCUUUCAAGAGGUACCUGAAGAAGAAAGCCAAGCCCAAGAAGUGCGCCCGCAAGUUCACCGACUACUGUGACUUGAACAAGGACAAGGCCAUCUCACUGCACGAGCUCAAGGGCUGCCUUGGAGUCGGCAAGGAUGGUGGUUCAACAGCAAACGGCAACUAUGGGACAAGGCAAGGAACAAAAGUGUUCAGUAAGCGUAACUAA
Messenger RNA from Nerophis lumbriciformis (worm pipefish), 1356 nucleotides. Lineage: Eukaryota; Metazoa; Chordata; Actinopteri; Syngnathiformes; Syngnathidae. The record is from RefSeq and is a predicted model, not a curated record.